Messenger RNA from Tachyglossus aculeatus (Australian echidna), 635 nucleotides. RefSeq names its product superoxide dismutase 1 (gene SOD1). The coding region runs from base 32 to 496 and encodes 154 amino acids. The record is from RefSeq and is a predicted model, not a curated record. Gene Ontology annotation, cellular component: mitochondrion; cytosol; peroxisome. Lineage: Eukaryota; Metazoa; Chordata; Mammalia; Monotremata; Tachyglossidae. The transcript is spliced from 5 exons. Gene Ontology annotation, biological process: removal of superoxide radicals. Gene Ontology annotation, molecular function: copper ion binding; superoxide dismutase activity.
CUCGGUCCCUCGCUCGGUGUUUCCCGUUAGGAUGGUGCUGCUGAAGGCCGUGUGCGUGCUCAAGGGCGACGGCCCCGUCCACGGAAUCGUCCGCUUCGAGCAGCAGGAUGACGAGCCCGUGAAGGUCUCGGGAAAGAUCGAAGGAUUGGCCGAAGGAGAGCACGGCUUCCACGUCCAUGAGUUUGGAGACAACACCGACGGCUGUACCAGCGCCGGCCCCCACUUCAACCCCGAGUCCAAGAAACACGGUGGCCCGAAAGACCAGGAGAGGCACGUUGGAGACUUGGGCAACGUGCUUGCCGACAAGGAAGGCGUGGCCACCGUUUCCAUCCAGGACUCCGUCAUCUCCCUGUCUGGACCAAACUCCAUCAUUGGACGCACGAUGGUGAUCCACGAGAAGAAGGACGACUUGGGCAAAGGGGGAAACGAGGAGAGCACCAAAACGGGGAACGCGGGCAGCCGCCAGGCAUGCGGUGUGAUCGGACUAUCUAAGUGAACCCACGGGCCCCGGCUGUCGCCCCGGCCUCAGCCCAGACCUCACGGGUGGCCUCGGGAAUUCGACUCACAAGAUGCUGACAGAGCAAGGAAUGGGAUUGGGCAGAAACAUUAAACACGUUGUUGUAAUCCACCUUAAA